AUGUCCAACAUCACACUCGGCAACCUCUCCUACAUCUCGCGUGAAGAGCUCGCCGAGCAGCUGAAAACUUCAUCCUCUGCGCCUUCCCUCCCCUCCCACCUCGCCAUUAUUGAUGUCCGCGACAGCGACCACGUUGGGGGCCACAUCCGCGGCAGCACGUGGGUGCCCUCGAGCGAGCUCGACUACAAGACACCCGAGCUCGUGCGGACGCUGAAAGAUAAAGAGGUUGUGGUGUUCCAUUGUGCGUUGAGUCAGCAGCGGGGACCGAGCGCGGCUUUGAGGUAUAUACGGGAGAGGGAGAGGUUAGAUCAGGGGAGGGGUGGGGAGAAGGAAACUGGGGAUGGGGAAGAGAAGGAGCCAGGGAAGGAGAAGGGGCAGAAGGUGCUGGUCUUGCGGGGCGGGUUUACGCAGUGGCAGGAUAAGUAUGGGCCUGAUAAGGGGCUGACGGAGGCGUGGCAGAAGGAUAUUUGGGAGUUUGGGUAUUGA
This is a messenger RNA of Paraphaeosphaeria sporulosa, 486 nucleotides long. RefSeq names its product Rhodanese-like protein. The transcript is spliced from 2 exons. Gene Ontology annotation, molecular function: protein tyrosine phosphatase activity. The record is from RefSeq and is a predicted model, not a curated record. Gene Ontology annotation, cellular component: nucleus; cytoplasm. Lineage: Eukaryota; Fungi; Ascomycota; Dothideomycetes; Pleosporales; Didymosphaeriaceae. Bases 1 to 486 code for a protein of 161 amino acids.